AUGAAAGGGUAUUCAAAGAUGCAGCUGAUCGACGAAAGUCCCACAAGCACCAGAUCCACACCCCCAACAAGUUCAAAUUCCCAAUACGACGACUAUAACAAUCAUCAUGAACUGCAACAAAAAGAAGAAGAUAAGAGCUUCCCCAAUGCAACAAGUUCUAUUCCUGAUACCAGGUUUAAUCGAGAGAAAAAGAUCAGUAGUAACCUGCAAACAACAGUGAAAAAGGCUUUCUCCAUGAGAAGAUCUUCAUCUAUUUCUGAAAAGUAUUACAGGAUCCAUGAUCAUUCUUUGAAUCUUCAAUCUGAAUGCGAAGAUGAAGAAGAAUCGCAGGUAAAAGGAUCUACAAACAAGAAGGGAAGUGUUCUAAAAGCCUGUAAGCGCAUUUUUCGAAUUUGA
This is a messenger RNA of Lactuca saligna, 396 nucleotides long. The record is from the annotation of a GenBank genome assembly. Lineage: Eukaryota; Viridiplantae; Streptophyta; Magnoliopsida; Asterales; Asteraceae.